Molecule: messenger RNA, 913 nt
Organism: Megalops cyprinoides (Indo-Pacific tarpon)
Lineage: Eukaryota; Metazoa; Chordata; Actinopteri; Elopiformes; Megalopidae
Gene: pla2g12b
Product: phospholipase A2, group XIIB
Exons: 4
Coding region: 180-842 (220 amino acids)
Biological process (GO): arachidonate secretion; lipid catabolic process; cholesterol homeostasis
Cellular component (GO): extracellular region
Molecular function (GO): calcium ion binding; A2-type glycerophospholipase activity
Source: RefSeq, a predicted model, not a curated record
UGCUGAGAUAACAGGUCGAAGUCCGGACGGCCGCGCUCAGGGCUGUAUUAGACGUGAGAGCGUGUUCGUUUGUGGCUGUCAGUGCCUCCGUCUCUCUGCGUGACACCACAGCGCUCUCAGUCCCCCCUACCCUCCGCAGGGUGCUCCUUCUCUCCGGAUCCUGCUAGAAGUCUGCCGCCAUGCCGCGUGGAGCCCGCGUCUUGCUCCCGCUCCUGCUGUGCCUCUCCCUGAGGGCCGCCGUCACCCUCGCCCAGGAAGACGAGGCCCCGGCACUCGCCCCCGCAGACACCCCUGCAAACACCCCCGCACCCCCCCAGGUGGCCAACGACACCAAGGCUGAACCGGAGGAGUCGGACUGGGGGCUGAACUCCAUCCGGGACAGCUUUCAGACCGUCAACAGCUACUUCGACUCCCUGGUUGAGCUGAUGGGAGGCCGCAACGGUGUGUGCCAGUACCGCUGCCGAUUCGGAAAAGCUCCACUUCCUCGCGCUGACUACAAGACUCCAGAGCCAAACGGCUGCAGUUCCUCAUUACUGGGAUUCCAGGUACCUCAAAGUCUGGACAUGGGGAUCCCAGCCAUGACGAAGUGCUGUAACCAGCUGGACCUCUGCUAUGACACCUGUGGCUCCAACAAAUACCGCUGCGACUCCAAAUUCCGCUGGUGCCUGCACGGCAUCUGCUCUGAUCUCAAGAGGAGCCUGGGCUUCGUGUCAAAGGUUGAAGCGUGUGAGACUGUAGCAGACACCCUUUAUAACACAGUGUGGACUCUGGGCUGUAGACCCUACAUGAACAGCCAGAGGGCAGCGUGCUUCUGUGAAGGAGAGGAAAAGGAUGAGCUGUGAUUGAUUCUACAGUACCCCACCGCAGAGUACAGAACAGGAAUAUACAACAGGACAGAGCACAAGAGUACACA